AUGUCCACGACGUCCACCAUGGCGGCCGCCCUCAUCACCGAUGCUCCUCAUCACCAUGCCCUGUCGUCCUCGAUCAAUACCAUCACCAUCAUCCCUGCAGCAAUCCCCGCGGAGGCGGCGACGACGACGACGACGACGACAACCACCACCACCACCACCACCACCACCACCACCACCACCACCACCACCACCACCACCACCACCACCACCGUCAUUACCAUUAAUGCCGGAUCGCUGAGAACAGCAGAGUGA
Molecule: messenger RNA, 252 nt
Organism: Spirometra erinaceieuropaei
Lineage: Eukaryota; Metazoa; Platyhelminthes; Cestoda; Diphyllobothriidea; Diphyllobothriidae
Source: the annotation of a GenBank genome assembly